This is a messenger RNA of Cyprinus carpio (common carp), 2520 nucleotides long. RefSeq lists its product as uncharacterized. NCBI's taxonomy places the organism in Eukaryota, Metazoa, Chordata, Actinopteri, Cypriniformes, Cyprinidae. The record is from RefSeq and is a predicted model, not a curated record. Gene Ontology annotation, molecular function: protein binding.
CUAUCUGUGUCUUGAGGUGUAAAAAUAUGAUUUCCUGGCAGUUCAGCAGUAACCUUUUCUAAUGGAAGGAUUCAACACUGUUAUUUUCCGCUCAUAGUACUAGAACAUAGUACAUAGUACAGAGCCCUACAUGAGAGUCUAGGGGGUAAAGUGAGAAAGAGGGAGGAAAUGAGAGGGAAUGGGAAGCACGAGCAGGUGAAUAGAGUGCAUAGUGUUCUGCGGGCUUGGGUCAGGUUUCUGGGUCAGUUCUGGUAACACCGCUGCCCAGCAGCACUAUGUUGAGGUUCAGUCUGGGUGACUGUAACUGUGAAGCACUGGACCAGAACCAUAGUACACACCCCUUGCUCUACUCUAAAAUCUGUGUGUUUCCAUGAGCUAAAGACAGACACAUAUCUGGUGCCUUCAGUCUUCAGUGUUUUGAGCUUAACCAGAAGGAAACCGCUGAAGCCACUGGACACGAGACGAGCCUGCUGUCUGACAGAAUGUCCUUUGAACGCGCGAUCUUCAUAACUGUAAUAGCACUGACGUUUAUAACCUUGUGUGACACAAUCAAGCCCACUCAGAGGCCGAAGUACCAGUACACCAAGAAACCCCCCCGAGAGGUGGUCCAAACUACUGUAUAUGUAGGCAAGCCUACAGUCACCGCACGGAUUGUGGACUACACCAAAACAAAAGAGCGCUUCCCUGCACACGUCACAGAGAGCACUACAGUUCCUGCUGACAGCUAUAUAGACUACCCAACAGACACCACCGCAUCACCCACCACGGCCAAAGACAAUUACACACUAGACUACAAUGAAUGCUACUUCAACUUCUGUGAGUGCUGCCCUCCAGAGAAAGGCCCGCAAGGCUUCAAAGGAGAUAUAGGACUCCCAGGCCCACCUGGAGAAAAGGGAGCACCUGGACCUAAAGGUACGCCGGGCCCAACAGGGCCAAAGGGCUUUACAGGAUCUAAAGGAGAUAAAGGAGAGAAAGGGGAUCAAGGAAACACAGGAUUCACUGGAUCUACAGGCAUCCAGGGAAAGGCUGGAAUGAAAGGUGAGAUAGGACUUAAAGGUGAGAAGGGUGCAGCUGGAUUUGCAGGAUUCAAAGGUUCGAAAGGAGAAAAAGGAGAUCCAAAUUUGAAUGUGUCAAGAGGUGACCAGGGAGAGCCAGGCAAAGAUGGACCACCGGGACCCCAAGGCAUGACUGGUGACAAGGGUGAAAAGGGUGAUAGAGGAGAGUGCGGUUUACUUGGUGAGGGGGGCCAGAAAGGUGAGCCUGGUGAUCCUGGACCACCAGGUGUGCGUGGAGACCCUGGUCCAUCUGGACAACAUGGCAUGCACGGGACUCCAGGAAUCGCCGGAGAACGUGGGGAACCAGGAAUUCCUGGAGCAAAGGGUGAGCCAGGAGCACGGGGACCAGCAGGAGUCAAAGGUAUACGAGGUCUGAGAGGAAUGAAGGGUGACCGUGGCCCCCAAGGGAAACGUGGAGACCGAGGCCUACGGGGACUGAAGGGUUCUAUGGGUCAAAAUGGAUCAAGACUACGGUCUGCUUUCAGUGUUGGACUAUAUCCAAGCAAGUCUUUCCCUCCAUCAGGAUUUCCAGUUCGCUUCGACAAGGUCUUCUACAAUGGAGAACACCAUUACGACAUAGUCACGAGCAAAUUCAACUGCACCUACUCAGGAGUUUACGUGUUCUCCUACCAAAUCACGGUGAGAAACAAGCCGCUGCGGGCUUCUCUGGUGGUGAAUGGAGUGCGUAAGGUACGUUCGAGAGACACCCUACAGGGUCAAGACAUUGACCAGGCAUCCAAUCUAGUGAUCCUGAAGCUGGAUGUGGGAGACCAGGUGUGGGUAGAGACGCUGAGAGACUGGAACGGUGUCUACUCCAGCAGCGAGGAUGACAGCACCUUCUCUGGGUUCUUGCUCUACCCUGACUAACACCUUCUUCAUGGCUAGAUCUUGAACUGAACUUUACAUGACAUGGACAUGGGAGAACUUUAUGACCAGUUACAGUAGAUGUAGUGUUUUAUCAUAGAGAGAGAAGUGUACUGUUUAAACAAGUAUUAAAACGACUAUCCCAUUUUGUUAACCACACCAGAUUUGGUUUCAAAGUGAAAUGUCUUAUUUUAUACAAAGAAAUAUCUAAACUACAUAUCCACAAAACUAUCAUACAUUGCACAGUAUGUGUUGUGAGAGCACUGUGCAUCUCUUUUUACCAACUGUUUUGGACAUUCAGUACAUGUUAAAACUUUCUGAUGAGGAAAUAAUUGUUCAAAUUAGAUUAUAAGUCUUCUUUCAAUUAUUUUUGCCUGUUGGUAUACAGACCUUAUUUACCGCUCAGACAUAUGACAUUUUGACAAAAAACAAACAAAAAAGUGUGAUUUGAAUGAUUCUGACAAAGUAAAACAUCAUGUAUGAUGGGAUCAACAAAAACAAAUCGUCAAAUCAUAUCAUAUGCUAUGUAUUGUAUGAAAUACAAAUCACAAUGUAGGCUUUGGGCUGAUGGGUUUCUGAGCACUAAAGUAAUAAAAUCAAG